Messenger RNA from Arachis duranensis, 1448 nucleotides. RefSeq lists its product as uncharacterized. The coding region runs from base 397 to 915 and encodes 172 amino acids. The record is from RefSeq and is a predicted model, not a curated record. The transcript has 3 exons. Lineage: Eukaryota; Viridiplantae; Streptophyta; Magnoliopsida; Fabales; Fabaceae.
ACUGAACAACAUUCUCACAUGAUUGGAACACCCGUAACACAUCCAACGCCUCUCCUCAGGCCACGUGUUUACUCGAUUCAUCCAACGGUGCCUGCACUCCCUAUUAUAUAAAAGAACCUUGAGCGUUUGCGUUUCUCUCUCUCUCUUUCUUUCUUCCAACUUCUUUGUUGUUCCCUUUUUCUGUACGUUGGGGAGAAAAAGGUCAUCCAUUGUUCGUGAAAACGAGGGUUUCGAUUGGCUGGUACUUUUUGGGGCUAAAUUUUUGAAUAAUAGACACUUUCUCAGAUUUUAACGCUUAGGUUUCUCCAGCAAGAGAGAGCUUUCUUGUUCAACAAGAGCUUGUGCUUAUUGGAUUAUCAAAGAGUUUUGCUGCAGAAUUUUGACACCGUUGGGUAAAUGGCUGUGGCUUUUACCAACCUAUCAUGGUGGUUAUGGAGUGGAAAGCAUCAAGAGCCAAGAAUCUCAAACAGUUCUUCUAUAAAUCCUUCAGCCGAUUCAAAUAUGUGGGAAUCGGAUGUUUUGAGGUUUCCUUUGGUCAAGCAGGCUAACAUGGGCUCUUCGACGAGGAGGGUGAAGCGUAAAUGGCAUAGUAGGGAAGAGAGGAAGAUGGAUAGGGAAUACGAUGUUGUUCUGGUUCCAUCUGAUGGUGGAUGUGUCUCUGGUUCUGAAUCCGAUGAUUCUGACUGGUCAAUUGGCUGGUUGGAACCUCAUGGACCUGGGUUCCCAAGUGAUGAUGAAACAGAUAACAGCUUUGCCGUGCUGGUUCCCUGCUACGGGCGAGAACAAGCUUAUGAUAUGAUGGUGGAAGACCCGGGAAGCAACUUUCUGAGUGGUGUUGGGAACUUCCCUGAUAGUUAUUCAGAUGAGAGCAAGAAAUAUGUGGAAAACUGGCUUUCGGCUCUUCGAAACACCUGAUGGACAAACACUAAUCAUUGUGAUUCUUGUGUCUGCAUGAAGAAAUCCCACUUUUGUGGUUAAGCCAAUAACUGUGUAUAAUGUAAAUACUGUUUAAAAAAAAAAAAGAAAAAAAAGCAUGAACCAUGAGGGAGCAGAUUAUGGUUCAAGAAUAAAGCAGUUUGUGAUGCUCUAACCUCUGUAUGAAAAUGUUAUAAUACUGCUAUGCUGAUUCCUGUCUCUCACUCUCUUUUGAGAAUCAAACAUUGUGCCUGAAUUUGGAGUCAAGAGAUCUGGAUGAAUUUGAAUUUGGAGCUUGCAAUUCGUUGAUGUAAAUAUUUCAUUGUGUAGAUUCGGGAAUUGAUUGUAAUAUAGAAAUCACGUGUACUUAAAAAACAGUUCAUAUAGCUGUAUAUGAAUUUUGUAUAAUAGGAUGUACUCUCUCUCUCUGUGUUGUUGGGUUCCCAUGUAUGUAGAGUUUAAAACAUUUUUGUAUAAAUCCUAACUCAUUUUAAUUAUUAGUAAGUAAUGGAUUUUGCUACAAAAUCUGCAAA